AUGUUCAACGCACUCAACCGGUUUAUUUCCCGCCUGGACUCGGAUUCUCCAACCCAGAAUUCCACCCAUGGAGCUUUUGGUUUCCAAGUGCUACGCAACAAGUCUCCAGAGCUCGGAAUUGAGCCUUGGUUUGACUUCAUAGUUGGGAUCAAUGGGAGAAUGAUCGAUGACUCGGACCCGACUUUGUUUGGUCAGGAAGUUCGCAACUGUGCUGGUAGUACAGGCCAAAAGACAAGAACCCUUCACAUUCCCAUUUCUGCCAACCAACCAUCACUUGGUCUCGCCCUGCAAUGGACUUCGCUUUCCGCAGUAACCAACAUUUGGCAUAUUCUCGACGUACCAGCCAACUCACCAGCCGAUCUCGCAGGUCUUCUACCAUAUAGCGACUACAUUCUAGGCACACCUGAAGGAGUCUUGCACGGCGAGAGUGGUCUUGGGGAGCUAGUCGAGGACCAUAUCGGACGACCUCUACGCCUAUACGUGUACAAUAACGAAUACAAUGUCACCCGAGAAGUUACAAUCCAUCCCAGCAGAGAUUGGGGCGGAGAGGGGGCUUUGGGAUGUGUAUUGGGAUAUGGAGCUCUUCACAGACUACCUGCACCGCUCAGUGAGCCCCUUGCUGGGCCCGGAGAGACGCUGUUCGAGACAGAGAAUGCACGAUUCUCAAAUGAAGAGCCUAGAACACUUUCUGGAAUCGGGGGCGGUGACAUUUUUGUCCCAGCAGCCACUUCUGAUCCUUCAGAACUGCUAAUUCCAGCACAGUUGGCCGCGGGUCCUCCAAGAGCUACGACUCCGGCUAAGAAAAAGGAGAGGAAGUAUGGGCAUAGUCCUAAUAAUGGGUUGGAUGAUUAUUUCAUGGAGGGGGAGAAGAAGAGUAGAGAGCUGGAUCAUGCGCCGGGCGCAAAGAGCACGCCUCCACCACCACCUCCCAAAGCUGGUGGUCCGCCCAAGGCUGGGGGACCCCCUAAGGCGGCAGUCGUGGAGGAGACAGCAACAGCAGAUGCAAAUGAUAGUGGUGUAGAUUAG
This is a messenger RNA of Lachnellula hyalina, 1026 nucleotides long. RefSeq lists its product as uncharacterized. Gene Ontology annotation, molecular function: protein binding. Gene Ontology annotation, cellular component: Golgi apparatus. The record is from RefSeq and is a predicted model, not a curated record. Lineage: Eukaryota; Fungi; Ascomycota; Leotiomycetes; Helotiales; Lachnaceae. Bases 1 to 1026 code for a protein of 341 amino acids. The transcript is spliced from 3 exons. Gene Ontology annotation, biological process: Golgi organization.